UGUCAUAUUAAAAGAUAUAUUGAUAUCGCAUAUUCAAUAGGAAAUGAUGUCAUGUAUAUCUUGAGAGACCAAAAGUUAGUUCAUUCUAUAAAAACAUGCAAGUAUUCAUUAAUUUUAUAAGUAAAACUGUAUAUCAAACAGUCUAAUUUCUUAUUUUAAAUCUAGUCCAUCAUAAAAUUUCUCAUUGUAAACAGUAAACGUGUCAUUAAUAGCAAGCAAUAGAUGGGUAUAUUAAUAACACUAGUGUGAAAUUUAACAGUAUCACCUCACGCAUGAACCAGAAUUCUUAUGCAUGAAAUGCUAGUUCAAUUUAACAAAAAUAAGCUCCAAAACGGUAGUUAGGCAAGAAAUGUUGCAUUUGUCACAAGGCCUACAAGAAAGGAAUCAACUAACUCUUAAUUGAGCAUAGAAUUUGAAGGGAAAGGAUAGAGGCAGGCUAUAAAUGCAUGGUACAUAUAAUUUACUUCAAAACACCAACCAUUUCGUAGGUUAGUGCGAUAAAUUUUCAAAGAAACCCAUUUUUGUAAUCUAUCAUGCAAAUAGAAAGCUACACAAGCAAAGUGCAACUCUCUAUUAACACUUGCAAUUUUAUUUGGAAGCACUAAGUGUGUGAGUGUGUGACACUAUAUAGUAUAUAAGAUUUUCCCUACGCUAAAGUCUAGAAUCAACACAUACUACAACUUUUUGUUCUUGAUUUUUUUGGGCACAUAAAUUAAGUAGUGUAGCAAAAUGUUAAAUGUUGAUGUGAUUGGGAACAAGAAAAGGAAGAGAUGUGGGAGGGUUUUCAGGUUCAAGAACUUCGGCGAACCGGGUUACCCAGUUAUGUUUACUGGUCCAUUUCGUGAGAAUGUGAAUGCACUUCUUGAAUAUGCGAAUUUGGAGAGUAACUUGGGAAUGGGAAUGCCAAUGUGGUCUUUUCAGCUUGAAGUUCAUCACCACCCUCCUUUGCAUAUUUUCUUGUUUGUGAUUGAAGAACCAAUUGAAGCUUCUUUGAAUCGCCACUGCAAGCAUUGUCAAUAUGUUGGAUGGGGCCACCAUUUCAUUUGCAACAAGAAGUAUCAUUUCGUAUUACCCUCGAAGGAGGCAUUGGCUACAUGCUCGAGCUGUGAAGGGUGCUGUGAUGCUAUUGCCACAAUGAACAACAACAACAACAACAAUAAUAAUAAUGGUAAGUCCAAAUUAAUAGAAUUACAGGGCCAUAUGAUGCAUGGUGUUUUUCACUCUAAUGGAUUCGGCCAUUUGCUAUGUGUCAAUGGCUUGGAAACCGGUUCCAAUUUGGCUGGCAACCAGAUCAUGGACUUUUGGAAUCGUUUGUGCAUUGGAUUGCAAGCAAGGUUAGUUCAUUCAUUUUUAAAAUAUAUUAACGUUGAUUCAGUUCUCAAUUUUCUAUAUGUUAGCAUUGUGGUGAAACGAUUACAACUACUUACCUAA
Messenger RNA from Arachis ipaensis, 1431 nucleotides. The record is from RefSeq and is a predicted model, not a curated record. Lineage: Eukaryota; Viridiplantae; Streptophyta; Magnoliopsida; Fabales; Fabaceae.